AUGUCCACUGCCGCCAGAGCCGGUAACGUAUUCACUUUACCUCCGUCAGGUCACGGCUGCACAGCUUUGAACUUCACCACAACGAAUGGUCUAAUCUCUACUAUUUCAGUUCUACUAAGCUUUACACUUAGCAAAUCGUUUAAAUGUGAGCGAACUAACUGUGAAUCGACUGUUCUCGGUUUUGGUCAAACAUUCGAAAUCCCGAACGAUAUAAUGGAAAUUGGUCUCGGUAUUCAUGGUGAACCGGGAUUUCCUCGUGAUCCAGUCCGUUCCGCACGAGAAAUCAUCGACACUAUGAUGGCUAAGCUUCAAACGGACGUUGGGUUCACUAGAGGUACGUAUCAAUACGUCGACGCUCCCAGUUCUCAGGAACGAGGACGGCAAGGAGCUGUCCUAUAA
Messenger RNA from Angiostrongylus costaricensis, 399 nucleotides. Lineage: Eukaryota; Metazoa; Nematoda; Chromadorea; Rhabditida; Metastrongylidae. The record is from the annotation of a GenBank genome assembly.